Messenger RNA from Peromyscus maniculatus bairdii (prairie deer mouse), 902 nucleotides. NCBI's taxonomy places the organism in Eukaryota, Metazoa, Chordata, Mammalia, Rodentia, Cricetidae. The record is from RefSeq and is a predicted model, not a curated record.
GUACAGAAGUUCUCUCAGCUUCCGGCCGCCAGCUUGGAAAAGAGUAAUGGCUAAACAUCAUCCAGAUUUGAUUUUCUGCCGCAAGCAGGCUGGUGUAGCUAUCGGAAGACUGUGUGAAAAAUGUGAUGGCAAAUGUGUGAUCUGUGAUUCCUAUGUGCGACCAUGCACCCUGGUUCGUAUAUGUGAUGAGUGUAACUAUGGGUCUUACCAGGGCCGGUGUGUGAUUUGUGGAGGUCCCGGAGUCUUGGAUGCCUACUAUUGUAAAGAGUGCACCAUUCAGGAGAAGGAUAGAGAUGGUUGCCCAAAGAUUGUCAAUUUGGGGAGCUUUAAAACAGACCUGUUCUAUGAACGAAAAAAAUACGGCUUCAAGAAGAGGUGAUGGGUGGGCGGCUCCUUCCUCCCACAUCAAGCUGUUGCAGCUGCCAGAAAAGACACCCACUACCACCAGCAGAGAGACCGGAGCCCAGCGUGUCACCAGAACAGCCCACUAGAGCUAGUGUCCUGACCCCUGACCCCUGCCUUUCCUCACCAUGCUGGUGGGGAUGAAAGGGGGGUCUUGACAGAGCGCUCUAGCAGACUGAAGACAAAUUGCUAGGUUAGUUCAUAGUUUGUUUUGUUCUAGUUGGAGAAGCAAGGCUCUGCUCUCUACUUUGCUAGAUUCUCUCCACACCAAAAGCUUCAAAACAAGUCUUCUGUCUGCGGCCUUGACAAUGAAGCCACUGCAGGCAAAGCAUGGCCUUGCAGCAGCUGUGAUGGUGGUGGUCUUCUGUGACCCUCAGUGGGCCAGGAGCCAUCAGAACAGUAAUGUGAUAUAACACUUCCCGGGUGGUGCUUGUUUCAUGUUUUUUUCCUACUUAGAAAUUGGAAGUUUCUGUUGUUCUAAUAAAGUUGGUGUGUAUUUU